GACCUUCAUCGAUUCACCACUAGCGAGCGAGUGUGACCCGACUCUCCCAGCAGCCGUGCACCGUCAUGGCGGCUCACAUCCGAUCGGUGGUGUCAGGAAAGUGGCUGGCAGAUGCCAUCAAAAACAACCUCGUCGGUCCCCAGCUCCGCAUUCUCGACACUUCCUGGUACCUGCCCAAGCUGAAGCGGGACGCCAAAGCGGAGUUUCUGCAGAAGCACAUACCGGGCACGUCGUUUUUUGACAUCGACGACUGCUCGGACAAAAACUCCGCGUUUGAUCACAUGCUGCCGUCGGCGGGUCACUUCGCGGAGUACGUCGGGGAUCUGGGCAUCGGGAACGACACGCACGUCGUCGUGUACGACACCAGUGACUUCGGGGGGUACAGCGCGCCCCGGGUGUGGUGGAUGUUCCGGCUGUUUGGGCACAACCUGGUGUCGGUGCUGGACGGGGGACUGAAGAACUGGCUGGCCGACGGCUACCCGGUGUCAUCCGAGUACAGCAAGCCGGAGCCGAGAGAGUUCAAGGCGAGCAUCAACCAGUCAUGGGUCAAGACCUUCGAGGAUGUGCUGGAAAACAUCAAGAGCAAGCAGGUCCAGGUGGUGGACGCCAGGUCUGCAGGCCGGUUCAGGGGCACUGAGCCCGAGCCCAGAGACGACACACUGCCUGGUCAUUUCCCUGGUGCCAUCAGCAUGCCAUUCACGUCCUUCAUGGACGCCUCGGGAAAGGAGCUGGGACUGGAAGACCUGUCCAGGCUGUUCCAGGAAGCAGGCGUGGACCUGGAGCGGCCGCUCUGGGCCACCUGCGGCUCCGGUGUCACGGCGUGCCACGUCGUCCUGGCUGCUCAUCUGCUAGGACACCCCGGGGUGUGUGUGUACGACGGCUCCUGGUCAGAAUGGUUCAAAAGAGCCUCUCCUGAUCUCAUCAUCUCAGAGGGCAAAGGGAAGCAGGCGUGAAUGGGACAGGGGAGGCAGACUGCUGCAGACAGGCGUGUCCUGUUAGUAAUGUGUGUGUUACUGAUCAGUGGAGAGGGAGUGAUUAUAACAUAGCUUGAGCGCACUUUACAAAGUGCAUAUAAUCUGACAGUUAAUGGAAAGAUCAGUGUUUUACACCGAAGAUGAUGAUGAUGGUUGUGUGCAGAAGCAGUGAGCUUGGGAUCAAACUUAAUUACAAAGUUUUAAGUUUUUACUCGCCAUAGCACAUACAACUUUAAAGAAAUACUUCACUACACUAUGCAAAUGAUUUAAUUCUUCCCUUAAGAGGAAACUAUAUAGGUUGCAAGGGUUACAUAUCUUAAAAUGCCUUUACAGUUUUGCACAGAACUACUUUUGUGAUAUAACUCAACUGGUCCUUCUUGUAUGUUUAAAAUGCGGUUGCAUAUUAUUGUCAACAUAUGGAAUUAUCUGUCGAGAGAGAUCAAUUGUGAGGAUGUGAAAUCUAAAUCUUGAAAAAGUGCACUUUUUGAUGAGAAUGUUGUUCCUUUUGUUUAAAAUGUCACAAUAAAGAGUCUGUCUUUAAAGUUCAA
Myripristis murdjan (pinecone soldierfish) is the source of this 1522-nucleotide messenger RNA. RefSeq names its product mercaptopyruvate sulfurtransferase (gene mpst). The record is from RefSeq and is a predicted model, not a curated record. NCBI's taxonomy places the organism in Eukaryota, Metazoa, Chordata, Actinopteri, Holocentriformes, Holocentridae. Gene Ontology annotation, molecular function: thiosulfate-cyanide sulfurtransferase activity. Gene Ontology annotation, cellular component: mitochondrion. Bases 66 to 953 code for a protein of 295 amino acids. The transcript is spliced from 2 exons.